AUGUUUUGGACAGUAAGCCAACGUAAUCUAAUUUCCAAUGAGCAUGUUUCCCCCUUGGAUUUAGCUCCAUCACCAAAAAUAAACAGUCCUGGUGUCGCGUUAUUAACAGGCGGCGAUUUCGAUUCACCCACUAUCAGUCAUUUUGAAAAAUUCCAAGCUGAUACAGUUCCAGCAUCACAAUCGGUUCCGAUGAAUAAAUUCCAGUUCACAGAGAGUUCAGAUCUUUUUAAAUCAAAUGACUCCGGAACCGAUGUAAACGCCUAUUCCAAUUGUUCCACACCUGUAUCUGAAAAUAAAACAAAGGCCCAAAAUAAUAAUAAUAAUACGGACAAAAUAAUCGAUGUUUCUUCUUCAAAUGAUAAUUCUGUCGAAAAUUUUACCAAAUGUAAUCCAAUUGAAAUUGUUCGUGAUCCCUUGUCGAAACCAGCUGCUAUUAAAGCAGAUAACUACAACCUUGAAGUUACUCCGGAAACAAAAUUAUCUUUUGAUAUGAGCUCUAAAUUGAAGGAUUAUUCACAAUGCAAAUUACGCUUGUCAUCAAGACCUGGAGUAUCAGAAAUUCAUUGGGGACUAACAAUAAAAGCACAAGGUCCUUCAAAUACUUCUCCUUUUUUUAUUGAACGCGUUAAAAUUGGUAGUUCAGCAGAUAUCUGUGAAUUUCAGAAAGGUGAUAUAUUAGCUUCUAUUGAUGGCGUAAACUUGGGUAUAAGCCGAAAGAACACUGACAGUAUCAGUAAUCAAAUUACGAAGUUAGGAGAUCUAGAAAACCUGCUGGCUCAGUUAGUUUUGGCUAACAAACCGAUUACUGUUCAAGUCUUCAGAAAAACGGAUGAACUGGAUGAACUCAACGACGGAGAAUCAGAUACAGGUGGAGAUUUUUCUGUCGAAUCAUCAAUCAUGAAAUCCCAACGCACAUUAAGUAACAUCAGUGAUUCCGAUAGUAAAUGCCAUGAGGUACUUGUUUCUCCAGUUACCGUAGUUCCCCAUAAAACUUCUCAUGAUGACACCUCAAUGUUAGGAAGAUCUAUCACAAUUACACAUUCACUUCAUAGGUCACCGUCCCAAAGCUCAAUUCAAAUUUCCGAUGAUGAAGUUAACAAUUCAUCUGUGUCAACUAACUCCGAAGGAAAAGAAUACAACUAUCUGAAAGGAAACUUUAACCAUUCAACCGAAUCAAUCAGUACGAUUAAUAAGAAUGAGAUUUGUUCACCAUUGAAAUCAUAUCAAGAUAAAUCUAAAAAUGGAAAAGUUGAAAUCCACUCAUCAAAUACACUAACUCCAUCAGAUUUAACGAAUCGCAAUAAUACUUCAUAUCGUAAACAAGAUGUAGAAGUAACGUCGAUGGAACCUGUUUCUUUCACAUUGACCACUGGAUCCACACUGUCUUCAUGCAUUCAAGUGACAGAACCACCGUUUUCUGUUUUGGAAGAUAUUAAGCCGACUGAUUUUAUGAACGAGAAAACACGUCCAAGAAACUUCACUGUGAAUAAAUCACACGGACAAGAAGCAAGAUUUGCUCGAAAUGUUGUUGGAGAUUCUGCUCCGCCAACAUCUACAGUUUCAAAUGAAACAACUCCACAUCCUUCGUCAUUACACAAAAUAAGACAUUUAUCACAACAGCGAACAUUCCAUAUUCAUCCUAAGCUGCCUGAAACAUGGGAUGGUAUCCCCUCUCAUGAGUCUGGUAUUCGAGCUUUAUCCCCUCCAAACUACAAGCAGAACUCAGUGUCCGAUGCCUUUCUACAAUCCUACCUUCUACAUAAUACAGAUUUGUCUCAAUCAAAACAAACAGAUUCUUUCCGACCCCACGUUCCUCCACGGCCUAUUCCAAAAGCACCUUGUACGGCAUCACAACCUAGUGGAUUCGAAUUCCAGUCACAUCAGUCCAUCUUGAAUUCAGGUAACCAAAUUAUUCCAACAAAGUCUAGUUUGUCUUCUGAUACAACAAAAAACAAGUUCACAUGUGACUUAGAAUCUGAUAUUUAUGUCAACACUUCGAACAUGUCAUCUUCACCACGACCUGCUGCAUCUAUACCAAUGACUAAAACAAGACAGCUACCUCAAGAUUCGCUAAACGGUGAUAAGCAGAGUGUCACUGAAGUCGUUAAUGACAACAGUUUUGAAAGAUCAUCUGUCAAAUAUGGUUUAAGUUCUUGUAAUGAAACUAAAAAUUCUAUACUACCAACACCACCUCAAAUUUGCGAAAACUUGGAGGCUGAAGUACCACCUAUUCCCCCUCGAACGCCACGCGUGCGGAUAGUUGAUAUUGAUCAGUUAUGCGCAGCAUGCAACGCCAAACUAGAUUCCGAGGACUCAAUGGUUAUCGAAUCUUUAAAUCUAUACUAUCAUUUACCAUGUUUUGUAUGUGCAAGAUGUGGAAUUGCGCUAGGAGAUGGUCUAUCAGAUGUUGAAGUUCGUGUUCGACGUAACUUGCUUUACUGUUCAAAUUGUUAUUCUAAAACACUCACCGUAUCAAACUAUAACAAGAACGAAUUUCGUCCAAAGACACAAAGUGUGCAAUCCAACUCUCAACCAACAAAACCACCUAGACCUACCGAUAAACGACACCGAAACGGUUCAGAACAACAGUUACCCCAUAAUUUUAAUAAACACCAUAUUCAAUAAACUGCCUUCGUUUUUCCCUUGUUUUCACAAAACGAACACAAUCUUACAAUAUUAUGCACUAUGAUUGACAAUUGGAGCUUAAUAACUGUCAUUUCGAUGGGUUCAAACCGAAAAUUUAGAUCACUAAGUGGCUUCGUAAGAUUAUUCCCACUCAUUUAUAGAUUUGAGCUAUGAUCUGCACUUUUAUCGUUCAUAAAAAAUGAAGCUAUAAUUUUGUAUGCAUACUUUUUUUGCUUAACAAAAUUCUCUUAUUUUGUUACUAUUGCUUUUACGAAUGAUUUGUUAGCUAUCCUAUAGAAGAUUAUAUAUAUAUAUAACACUUAAGUUUUUCUAAUUGCGACUGUCAAUAUUCACAGUUAUGUACAAUCCUUUUAAAAAU
This is a messenger RNA of Schistosoma turkestanicum, 3004 nucleotides long. Lineage: Eukaryota; Metazoa; Platyhelminthes; Trematoda; Strigeidida; Schistosomatidae. The record is from the annotation of a GenBank genome assembly.